AUGGCGAUGUCCUCUGUCGCCCACACAUGGCCGUAUAUAACUGAAAACACCUCAAUGUCCCAAAGGAUAGCCCCAGCCCAGAGGAGGUUCCAGCUCCCCUCGCUAACUCCCGUCCAGACUCCCUAUGGGCAGAUCUGGAGGGCACCUACUUUUUAUUACUACAGCCCUGGGCCCACGGUCGACCACUUAAAUGAGUCGGUGCUGCGUCGCUGCGUUGCACCACGGUACCUGUGUUUCCUGCUGCUGCUGCUGCUGCUGGUGAUGGUGAUUGCUCUCCUUGUACCCCUGAUCAUCUUCGCCAUCAGGGCCAACAGCAAGGGCUGCACGGAUGGCCUCCAAGCAGAGCGGGAGUGUCAGAACCUCACGCGAUACGUGCAGCGCCAGCUAACCCAGGCCCAGGAAGUCUUACACAAGACGGAGGUCCAGGCCACCACCUGCAACCUGACGGUGGUGACCCUGAGGGAUUCUCUGAAGAUGGAGCAGGCCCAGGUGGCAGAGCUUCAGGGAGAGGUCAAGAUUUUGAAGCAGAAUUUGGAGGACACUUUGGAGGAGGUGCAGCGACUAAGAAGAGGGAGUGAGGCCUCAGCUGAGAACAACUCUUCUAGCUGCUUGAGCGUCCUGUUCGCUGUGGUCGUGGUCGUGGUCCUCAAGGCUCUGCUGAUCUGAGGUCCCAGGAAGCCGGCCGGCCACAACCUGGACUGGUCCUGUUCCCUCUCUGCUUCCCCCUUUGAGGCUUCCUGACCUGACCCAUUCUGAGGGGACCGCAUGGCAACACGGUUGUGGGGAGGAGAGGGGGGAAUGGGGUAGCCUAAGGGGUCCAUGGGGCAGCUCUGGAGGGAUACCUUGGGCAUCGAGAAGUAGUAGAGUUGGCCCAAGGCUGCCCUAGAGCUGAAGAGGGCAUGGGGGUGGAAGGUGGGGCACCUGCUUCUUGCUGACAUGGUUUCUAGAAAGUCACUUUAUUCUGGGGUCUUUGGGCUCCAGAAAUGUAAACACCCCUCUUGGGGGGGAAACUUUAUUCUCAAGUUUUUGGAGUGUUAUUGUGUCACCCCCAGGCAUGUGGGGCGGCUACCCUGCGGGCCAGGGUGGACACCCAUUGACAUCCACAUCCAGCUUUCCCUGCUCUAGAAUGUUCUCAGGAAUCCCUGAGGUUCUGGCAGUCACCACCCCACUGCCUCCCCAGCCCUCUUGUCCAUUUGGAUCGUCUUA
Messenger RNA from Kogia breviceps (pygmy sperm whale), 1206 nucleotides. Lineage: Eukaryota; Metazoa; Chordata; Mammalia; Artiodactyla; Physeteridae. The record is from RefSeq and is a predicted model, not a curated record.